AUGCUCCUGCCAGCACCGAAACGGUUGCUGCUGAGUGACCCUUCCAGCCAGCUCUUCACCGAUGGCAUCACCAACAAGCUCGUAGCCUGCUACACAGACGAGGGCAUGGCGGACGCGGUGCUGGUCCGUGUCUAUGGCAGGAAAACGGAGCUGUUUGUGGACCGGGAGACGGAGCUGAGGAACUUCCAGGUGCUGCGUGCCCACGGCUGCGCCCCCGACCUCUACUGCGCCUUCCAGAAUGGGCUCUGCUACCAGUUCCUGCCGGGCAUUGCACUGGGGCCCGACCACGUGCGGGACCCCCACAUCUUCAGGCUGGUGGCCCAGGAGAUGGCCCGGGUACACGCCAUCCAUGCCAACGGGAGCCUCCCCAAGCCCAUCCUCUGGCAGAAGCUGCACAAAUACCUCACCCUCGUGAAGACGGAUCUCAGCCCAAAGGUAUCCAACCCCAGCCUCCAGCAGGAUGUGCCCAACCUGGAGAUGCUUGAACACGAGCUGGCCUGGAUGAAGGAAACGCUCUCCCAGCUGGGGUCCCCUAUCGUGCUUUGCCACAACGACCUCCUCUGCAAGAACAUCAUCUACGACAGGACACGAGAGCACGUUCGCUUUAUAGACUACGAGUACACCGGCUACAACUACCAGGCUUUCGACAUUGGAAACCACUUUAAUGAGUUUGCGGGCGUGAAGGAGGUGGAUUACCGCCUCUACCCCAGCAAGGAGACCCAGCUGCAGUGGCUGCGCUCCUACCUGCAGGCCUACAAGCAGCUCACCCAGGGGGGCCAAGGAGGCACGGGGGUGUCCGAGGAGGAGCUGGAGGCUCUCUACGUGCAAGUGAACAAGUUUUCUUUGGCAUCCCAUUUCCUCUGGGCAUGCUGGGGCCUGAUCCAGGAUAAAUACUCUACCAUAGACUUUAACUUCUUAAGAUAUGCAAAGCUAAGGUUUAAACAGUACUUCAAGAUGAAGCCGGUGGUCACAGCCCUGCAGAUCUCUAAAUAG
Egretta garzetta (little egret) is the source of this 993-nucleotide messenger RNA. RefSeq names its product ethanolamine kinase 2 (gene ETNK2). The record is from RefSeq and is a predicted model, not a curated record. Gene Ontology annotation, cellular component: cytoplasm. The transcript is spliced from 8 exons. Gene Ontology annotation, biological process: phosphatidylethanolamine biosynthetic process. Lineage: Eukaryota; Metazoa; Chordata; Aves; Pelecaniformes; Ardeidae. Gene Ontology annotation, molecular function: ethanolamine kinase activity. The coding region runs from base 1 to 993 and encodes 330 amino acids.